CCUCCUCCUCCUCACAGACACCGGCACCGAGCUCCGCCAUGGGGGACAGCAGGCUUUCUCCUCCGGGGGGUGAGAGCAGCCGUACGGGAGAACAGAACGGAGGCAGCAUUAGUAAUGGAGACGGUGAGGAGGAUGAACCUCUGCUCAGGAAGAAUCCCCGUCGUUUCGUCAUCUUUCCCAUCCAGUAUCCCGACAUUUGGAGAAUGUACAAGAGGGCGCAGGCUUCCUUUUGGACUGUGGAAGAAGUGGAUUUAACCAAAGACCUUGCCCACUGGGAGAAGCUGACAUCGGAUGAGAAGAGCUUUAUUUCCCAUAUUUUGGCUUUCUUUGCUGCUAGCGAUGGCAUCGUUAACGAGAACCUGGUGGAACGCUUCAGUCAGGAGGUCCAGAUACCAGAAGCUCGAUGUUUUUAUGGCUUUCAGAUUCUCAUUGAGAACAUCCACUCGGAAAUGUACAGCCUGCUCAUCGAGACGUACAUCAAGGAUCCUCAGAGUCGAACUUUUUUGUUUAACGCCAUUGAAACAAUGCCGUGCGUUAGAAAAAAAGCGGAAUGGGCCUUGCAGUGGAUAUCAAACAGGAAAGCCUCCUUUGGAGAGAGAAUUGUUGCGUUUGCUGCUGUAGAAGGGAUCUUCUUCUCUGGAUCUUUUGCCGCUAUUUUCUGGAUGAAAAAGAGAGGUCUGAUGCCCGGACUCGCCUUCUCCAAUGAACUGAUCAGUCGGGAUGAGGGUUUACACUGUGAUUUUGCAUGUUUAAUGUUUCGCCACCUGGUGAAUAAACCCACACAAGAGCGAGUCACCAAGAUCAUAGUCAGUGCGGUGAGGAUAGAACAGGAGUUUUUAACAGAAGCUUUACCUGUGGAUCUCAUUGGCAUAAACUGCAGGUUAAUGAAAACUUAUAUAGAAUUUGUGGCAGAUCGACUGCUCGGGGAACUUGGGUGUUCAAAGGUAUUUAAUGCAGAAAAUCCUUUUGACUUCAUGGAAAAUAUUUCUCUGGAGGGAAAAACCAAUUUCUUUGAGAAGCGCGUCUCAGAAUAUCAACGUUUUGCUGUUAUGUCUCAAACAGCGGAUAAUGUCUUCACUUUGGAUGCAGAUUUCUGACUGUGUGGAGCGAUGCCUGGCAUUCCUCACCCGAAGAAGUACAGCACUGUGUACACGAAGGGCUGAGGCCAAGCCUAGGACUUCUGCUCACCCCCUUAGAUGGUUUUCCAAGUGACUGCUGCUAUGUAACAUGCCAAAGACUCUUCUUUUCACAAGAAACACCUUGUGUAUGAAGAACAUAUAACCACAGAGAUAUAAUUGUUAAAGCCAUGUCUACACUUAAAGGGUAUGUCCACCCAGCCAACUGUUUUUUAUCAUUGUUCUAAUGAUGUUUUAAAUUUGCAAAUAGUUUUACUUCCAGUAUCUUACUAUUUUAUAUAUACAGUUUAGAGAUGAGUGAAUCGAUUCAUUAGGAGGAGGUCUUCACCUGUGAGGGGCUGUCCCCACAGCCGAAGAAGCUCCCACCUGCCUGUUGAUUGUCAUCACCAAGCUAGAUGUCCGGCCCUGUCAAUCUGGACCGGGGCGCUGAAGCUCAAAGCAGGAGGGCCUCAAAGCUUCAGGAGGAGCGACUAUGUAUGCACAGCUACACUUCUAGAUUGCGGUGCAAGCGCAGUCGCUGCUCCCAGAGCCGAAUUUGAGUUUUGGUGCCUGCAUUGGUACUCGGAGCAACGGCACAGGGCCCGGAUUGGGUCAAGGCCGACCCUUUCAAUCUACAGGCGGGUGGGCACUCCUUCAGCGGUGGGGAGAGACCCUCACAGGUGAAGAGCUCCUGCCAAUGAGACAAAUCGAUUUGUUAGAAUCAAUUCGCUCAUCCCUAAUACAGCUCCUUAUGGUCUCUUCUUGGUUACAGAUUCAAACCAAAACCCUGGUCCUUCAGACUGAAUAAGGGUAUGUUCAUGUUCAGUAACCACAGGGACACAUAACUCUGCAUAGAGGCUCUAGACACAAAACAUCAAGCUAUACUUAAAUGCAUUGGAGCGAGGAAAAAAAUUGUUGAAAAGGUGGACAUGCUCUUUAAUCUUCAAGGAUGGGAAAAGGGUGAACUUACUAAUGCUAAAGAUGGUGUAGGCUUAGACCCACAGGGGCUCAGGCUAGAGGAUAAAUCUGGUGCAGGGACAGACUCUUUUCUCUGACUCUAUACCAACUAUUGGUUGUCUUAAUGUGUGACAGAAUAUUACACCAGA
This is a messenger RNA of Bufo bufo (common toad), 2221 nucleotides long. It is a transcript of the gene RRM2B, whose product is annotated as ribonucleotide reductase regulatory TP53 inducible subunit M2B. The coding region runs from base 39 to 1097 and encodes 352 amino acids. The record is from RefSeq and is a predicted model, not a curated record. Gene Ontology annotation, molecular function: ribonucleoside-diphosphate reductase activity, thioredoxin disulfide as acceptor. Gene Ontology annotation, cellular component: cytosol. Lineage: Eukaryota; Metazoa; Chordata; Amphibia; Anura; Bufonidae. Gene Ontology annotation, biological process: deoxyribonucleotide biosynthetic process. The transcript has 9 exons.